Aphanomyces invadans is the source of this 5032-nucleotide messenger RNA. Its product is annotated as xanthine dehydrogenase, molybdopterin binding subunit. Gene Ontology annotation, molecular function: 2 iron, 2 sulfur cluster binding; iron ion binding; FAD binding. The record is from RefSeq and is a predicted model, not a curated record. NCBI's taxonomy places the organism in Eukaryota, Oomycota, Saprolegniomycetes, Saprolegniales, Verrucalvaceae. The coding region runs from base 33 to 4187 and encodes 1384 amino acids. The transcript is spliced from 8 exons.
ACGCGGGGAAACAGAACCAGCGAGCGCCGCCGAUGGAGAAAGGACUGCUCGUGUAUGUGAACGGAGACCGUGUCUUGGUCAAAGAUGUCGAGCCCGAAGAAACUCUCCUGGAUUUCCUACGUAUCAAGCAGCGGUUGACCGGGACGAAGCUGGGUUGCGGGGAAGGGGGGUGUGGCGCGUGCAGUGUCAUCGUGUCUCGAGUGGACCCUACGACGCAGGAAGUUACGAACAAAGCCGUGAAUUCAUGCCUUACUCCGGUGUGUGCGAUCGAGGGAUGUGCCGUCACGACAGUGGAAGGCCUGCGGAAGGAGGACAAGACGCUUCAUCCCGUACAAAAAGCAAUCGCCGAGCACCAUGGUUCCCAGUGUGGUUUUUGCACGCCGGGCAUUGUCAUGGCCUUGACAGCUAUUGUUCAGGACGAUGCUGUCACAAUGGACGGUAUUGAACAUCAACUGGAUGGAAAUCUCUGUCGGUGCACGGGGUACCGUCCAAUCUUGGACGCCGCGAGAUCAUUUGGAAGCGACGCGUUGACAUUGAAAUGCGGGUCAUCCGCAUGCGAUCAGCACUGCAUGACAGGCGACAUUGAGGACAUUCUAUCCGUGAACAUUGUCUCGUGUAGCGCCAAGAAGAUUCGAGCGGAAGCAGUCAAGCACAUGUCGGCACGUGAUUUCAAGCUUCCCCAAUUUCCUGAGGAACUUCGCAUGCACGCGCUUAGAAUGGCGACUACACCUACCACCAUUGAUGGAACGACGCACACUUGGCACCGUCCUACGUCAUUAUUGCAGCUCCUACACCUGAAAACUAUACACCCGGAUGCCAAGUUAUCGGUCGGCCACUCAGAGAUUGGGAUCGAAGUCAAGUUCAAGCGCUUCAGGUACCCGCAAUUGAUCGCUGUAGGCCACGUGCCCGAGCUGAACGUUUUGAGUCUUUUUCAAGACGCGUCAUUUCACGGAAUCGAAGUCGGCGCUGCGGUGCCUCUGGUGCGGCUCGAUCAGUUUUGCAAAAUGCAUGUGGUUAAGACCAACGUCGCCAUCGCUCCACAUCAUAAACGGACGUUUGCAGCAAUUCGUCGAAUGCUCAAGUGGUUUGCGAGUGUCCAGAUCCGCAACGUGGCAUCCUUGGGUGGGAACCUUGCGACGGCCAGUCCGAUUGGCGACAUGAAUCCGCUCUUGACGGCCAUGGGGGCCAAGGUCGAGUUGGCGUUAGAAAACGAAAACUCAGUAUCGCGGCGCAUUGUCCCCCUGAAGGAAUUCUUUGUCAGCUACCGGCGCGUCGCCCUGGCGCCAACUGAAGUGAUCGUCCGAGUGCUCAUCCCCUUGGCGAAAGAGCACGAGUUCAUCUUCCCGUUCAAGCAAGCUAGGCGCCGCGAGGACGACAUCAGCAUCGUCACGGCAGGCAUGCGGGUAAACCUGGUCCCGGGGGACAAGGACUGGCACGUUGACGACAUUUCCCUUGUUUAUGGUGGUAUGGCGGCAACAAUCAAAGUGCCUGAAGCAACGCAGCAAGCCUUGCGAACGGCGAAGACUUGGAACCUGACGAAUGUCAAGGCAGCAUGCAAUGUCCUCGCGGUCGAACUGGCCCUGCCGGUCACAGUGCCUGGAGGCAUGUCAGCGUAUCGGACAACGCUAAGUGUGUCAUUUCUGUACAAAUUUUACCUUGAAGUGGUGGAAGCGCUGGGUCGUGCGAACCCACAGGACGCCCUUUGGCUAUCGUUGGACGAUCGGGAACGGUCAGGUGCUCAAUCGUACAUGACAGUGCACCGUCCGCCUUCAUCUGGAUUGCAGCGAUUUGGUAUUGAGAAGGGAGGGUUAAUGACGUCCAAGCUGGAGCCAUCUGGGUCCGGCACAGCCGUCCGCGCACCUGUGGGUCAUCCGCUCAUGCACCGGUCUGCGUAUGGCCAGGUAUCGGGGGAAGCAAAGUACGUGGACGACAUGGACGACGUAAACCAUGUCCUCCAUGGAGCGCUCGUGCUGUCGACUGUGCCACACGGAGACAUCGUGCGCAUCGAUGCGUCAAAAGCACUGAAGAUGCCGGGCGUCGUAGCUUUCCUGGAUGCGUCCGUCUUCAAUCUGGACACGUUCGGACACAAUGAAUUGGGUCCAGUCAUCCACGACGAAGAAUGCUUUGCGUCGAAUCGAGUGGUCACGGUGGGCCAGCCGCUCGGGAUUGUACUGGCUGCAACGCAUCAGCAGGCGACAGCGGCUGCCGAUGUGGGCGUUCAUGUCGAAUACAACACCCUGCCGUCGCUCGUUUCAAUUGACGAAGCCAUUUCUGCCCAGUCGUUCCACACGAAGGGCCACACCCUCGUCCGCGGGAACGUUGAGGCUGCGUUCGCUGCGAGUGAUGUGGUCGUGGAAGGACAAAUUUACAUUGGUGGCCAAGAACACUUUUACCUCGAGACAAACGUUAGCUACUGCAUCCCGAUGGAAGACGGCGCGAUGCACGUCACUAGCUCAACGCAGGCUGUCGCAAAGACUCAAGCGUGCGUCGCGCAGUGUCUUGGAAUUCCUGCGCACAAAGUCGUAGCAUGUGUCAAGCGAAUGGGCGGCGGGUUUGGAGGCAAGGAAACGCGUUCCGUGUUUGUAGCAUGUGCUGCGGCGGUGGCAGCUAAGGCGUUGAAGCGACCUGUGCGAUUGCUGGUCGAGCGCAGCGUGGACAUGCUAACGUCUGGAACGCGGCAUCCAUACUUUGCCAAAUACAAAGCUGGGGCAACAAAGGAUGGCAAGUUGCUCGCGUAUGAUGUCGAGUUGUUCAACAACGCGGGGUACUCGCUGGACUUGUCUGAGGCCGUGAUGGACCGAGCGCUGUUUCAUUGUGAAAACGCGUACUUUGUGCCGAACGUGCGCGCCGUCGGUAAAUGCUGCAAGACAAAUCUUCCUACGAAUACGGCGUUUCGAGGGUUUGGCGCCCCCCAAGGUAUGAUGGUGGGGGAGACCAUGAUCGAGCACCUGGCAAGCACCCUCCAGAUGCAGGCCAAGGAUGUCCGAGAAAUUAACUUGUACAAGGCCAACAUGCGAACGCACUUCGGUCAAGUGCUGACGGACUUUCACUUGGACGCUUUGUGGGCAAGAGCCCUUCGGGAAAGUCGCUACGACGAGCGAUUGGCAAAAGUCGAAACAUUCAAUCGGCAAAACAAGUGGAAGAAACAAGGGCUGUCGAUUCUCCCCUCCAAGUUUGGCAUUAGCUUUACCAACAAGUUUAUGAACCAAGGCGGGUCCCUCGUUCACGUGUAUUCGGACGGCAGCGUCUUGGUAUCACAUGGAGGCACGGAAAUGGGCCAAGGACUCCACACUAAAGUCAUUCAGAUCGUCGCCAAAGCAUUUGGUAUUUCGUGCGACGACGUGACCAUCCACGACACUUCCACCGACAAAGUGGCAAACUCACAACCAUCCGCGGCGUCCAUGAGCACCGAUUUGUACGGGAUGGCGACGCUAGACGCCUGUGAGCAGAUCCUCGAGCGGUUGAAACCUGUCGUGGCCAAGCUUGGUCCCAAUGCCACGUUUGCACAAGUCACGCGUGCUGCGUACUUUGACCGGAUUUGCCUAUCUGCCCAUGGGUUUUUCAUUGUUCCAGGUGAAAAUUGCGGCUACGACUGGUCCAAGUCUGUUGACGAGAACAGCGCAACUGGUCAGGCUUUCAAUUACUUUACCACCGGGGUCUGCGUCACUCAAGUGGAGCUCGAUGUCCUCACGGGCGACACGCACAUGCAAACGGUGGACAUUUACAUGGACAUUGGGGCGUCGAUCAAUCCAGCGAUCGAUAUUGGGCAGAUCGAAGGCGCGUUCAUCCAGGGCUUUGGACUCUUUUGUAUGGAGCAGCACGUGUGGGGAGACGCCAAUCAUCCUUGGAUUCCCCGCGGCGCGUUUUUCACGCGUGGCCCUGGCACGUACAAAAUCCCUGCUUUCAACGACGUCCCGCUGCAGUUUAACGUGUGGCUUGAGCCCAAUAUGAAGAACAAGCUCGCGGUGCACUCGUCCAAGGCGAUCGGAGAGCCCCCGCUUUUCCUAGGCGCCACAGCCUACUUCGCCAUCAAGGCGGCCAUCGAUGCAGCCCGCCUCGAGCAUAUUGGGGAGGACGGUGGUCGAUCGUUCCAGAUGCUACCGUCGCCGCUGACGCCUGAACGAGCCCGCCUUGCUGUGCAGGACGCUUUGUGUGUGACGACUCCCAUACCUUAUGGAUGCUAUUGAGUCCAUUCGAUACCAACAGGGUGGCGUCGAGAAUGUGCGACAAAGACAGUUGAUAUCCAUUCUUGAUGUGAGAUUGCUGAUGCCAACUAUUUGGAAUGGGACUCGAAUUGAGCCCCGCUGUCCUGCGUGUUGUGGCGACAGAACUGCUCCAAAUCAGCGGCAGACGAGGACAACGAUUGUCUCGCCUUCGUCGGUCGCGGCAAUCUCGCGGAAAAAUUCACCCCGUUUGAGCCAGCGCUGAUGAGCGAGGAGCCCCAUCUCGACGUCGGCGCCGACUUGCUUGAAAUCGCUUCAUAAAUUCGGGUGUCUUCAUGCUCCUAGAUUCAUGCCAGGUGCUGAUGGAGUUCCGUCUCGGUCGAGCUGCGUGGACGGCGUUUUAUUCAACCACUGGAGCAUGUCCUGCUGUCGUAUUACCCAGUGGCAGUAAAACUUUUCCAGGUGAAACCAGGUUGACCCGACCGCCGCUUUCGGCUUCGCGAAUCGAUCACAACACCUUUCAAGACGGACGCGAACGGAGAGACUCGAUCAGGAUCGACGUAAUCUGGUACACAUGGGUCGGCGUGAUCACCGGGCCGUCCACGUACGACGCCAAGUUCAAUGAGGCUAUGGAGGUGGCGCGUCGAGCCACGAGCAUUCGGGAUCGCAUGGCAGACGAGAUCAUGAACGAGUGCCUCUCGUGUCGCGCAAUCGAGGGGCGUUCCUAAACCUGUGCACCCCUGGCGUGCACCAAAGCUAGGGAGGGUUGUCCAGGAUGAGCGCAAGCGUGUCUUUGGACAACAGCGUUUCGUUCAUUCACGUUGGAUUGCGAUGGGAGAGGUCGUGGUUGCAUGCAGAAGGUACGAGGG